This is a messenger RNA of Folsomia candida, 2461 nucleotides long. RefSeq names its product leucine-rich repeat extensin-like protein 5. The coding region runs from base 104 to 2341 and encodes 745 amino acids. The record is from RefSeq and is a predicted model, not a curated record. The transcript is spliced from 2 exons. Lineage: Eukaryota; Metazoa; Arthropoda; Collembola; Entomobryomorpha; Isotomidae.
GAGGCAUUCAGCAUCACAAGCGAGCUUUACUCAUCAGAGCAAGAGCAACAAAAAAGAACAAAAGUUGUACAAAUUUUCAGUAAUUUUUCAGUAAUUUUUCAGCAUGAAAGCUGUAGCUAUUACAUUGCUCCUAGCUAUUGGGGCGUCGGCUCGUAUCUUACCGAUUCAGCCUGACUGUGCCCCAGUCCCAGUUCAACCACUCCCAGCUAUCCUUCCGGGAGGACCAGUCCAACCAAUUUUCACCGGUGAUGAGGCUUCCAUUGGAGGUCAACAGCCAUCAAUUGUCCCAGUCCCAAUUUUCGGAGGUAGCGAUGCUUCCAUCGGGGGACAACAGCCUUCAAUUCACCCAGUUCCAAUUUUCGGAGGUAGCGAUGCUUCCAUUGGGGCCCAACAGCCAUCGAUUGUCCCAGUCCCAAUUUUCGGAGGUAGCGAUGCUUCCAUUGGGGGACAACAGCCUUCAAUUCACCCAGUUCCAAUUUUCGGAGGUAGCGACGCUUCCAUUGGUGGACAACAGCCAUCUAUUGUUCCAGUUCCAAUCUUCGAAGGACAAAAGCCAUCCAUCGGUGGUGGAAUUUCCAUCCUUCCAGCCCCUGGCAGCGGAACCAAACUCCCACCAAAGGAACCCAUUAUCUCCAUUCUUCCCGUAGAAGGUGGUGAGGUGAUCUCUAUCUUCCCAGUUGUUGAACCCCAACAGCCAUCCAUUGUUCCAGUCCCAAUCUUCGGAGGUAGCGAUGCUUCCAUUGGAGGACAACAGCCAUCGAUUGUUCCAGUCCCAAUCUUCGGGGGUAGCGAUGCUUCCAUUGGAGGUCAACAGCCAUCCAUUGUUCCAGUCCCAAUCUUCGGAGGUAGCGAUGCUUCUAUUGGAGGACAACAGCCAUCCAUUGUUCCAGUCCCAAUCUUCGGCGGCAGCGAUGCUUCCAUUGGAGGACAACAGCCAUCGAUUGUUCCAGUCCCAAUCUUCGGGGGUAGCGAUGCUUCCAUUGGAGGUCAACAGCCAUCGAUUGUUCCAGUCCCAAUCUUCGAGGGACAAAAGCCAUCCAUCGGAGGUGGAAUUUCCAUCCUUCCAGCCCCAGGCAGCGGCACCAAACUCCCACCAAAGGAACCAGUUAUCUCUAUCCUUCCAGUACAAGGUGGUGAGGUCGUCUCUAUCCUUCCAGUUGUUGAACCCCAACAGCCAUCCAUUGUCCCAGUCCCAAUCUUCGGCGGCAGCGAUGCCUCCAUUGGUGCCCAACAGCCAUCCAUUGUUCCAGUCCCAAUCUUCGGCGGCAGCGAUGCUUCCAUUGGUGCCCAACAGCCAUCCAUUGUUCCAGUCCCAAUCUUCGGCGGCAGCGAUGCUUCCAUUGGUGGACAACAGCCAUCCAUCCACCCAGUUCCAAUUUUCGAGGGACAAAAGCCAGCCAUCAUCGGUGGACCAGUCGUUGACAACAAACUCCCAGUCGUUGCCCCAGUAGUAUCCAUCAAGCCUGUCGAGAAGCCACAACAGCCAUCCAUUGUCCCAGUCCCAAUCUUCGGAGGUAGCGAUGCUUCCAUUGGUGCCCAACAGCCAUCCAUUGUUCCAGUCCCAAUCUUCGGAGGUAGCGAUGCUUCCAUUGGUGCCCAACAGCCAUCCAUUGUUCCAGUCCCAAUCUUCGGAGGUAGCGAUGCUUCCAUUGGAGCCCAACAGCCGUCCAUUGUCCCAGUCCCAAUCUUCGGAGGUAGCGAUGCUUCCAUCGGGGGACAACAGCCAUCCAUUGUUCCAGUCCCAAUCUUCGAAGGACAAAAGCCAUCCAUCGGAGGAGGAAUUUCUAUCCUUCCAGCCCCCGGCAGCGGCACCAAGCUCCCACCAAAGGAGAUCAUCUCCAUCUUCCCCGUUGAAGGUGGUGAGGUCGUCUCUAUCCUUCCAGUCCCAGAAGAACAAGGUUGCGAGGAAGCCGUUGCUCCCAUCUUCAACGGUGGAGAGGCAACUAUUGGCCAACAGCCAUCCAUUGUCCCAGUCCCAGUUUUCUCUGGCGGUGAUGUCUCAUUCGGUGGACAACAGCCAUCCAUUGUCCCAGUCCCAAUCUUCGGCGGCAGCGACGCUUCCAUCGGAGGACAACAGCCAUCCAUUGUCCCAGUCCCAAUCUUCGGAGGUAGCGAUGCUUCCAUCGGAGCCCAACAGCCAUCCAUUGUCCCAGUCCCAAUCUUCGGCGGCAGCGACGCUUCCAUCGGAGGACAACAGCCAUCCAUCCACCCAGUUCCAAUCUUUGGAGGUAGCGAUGCUUCCAUCGGUGGACAACAACCAUCCAUUGUCCCAGUUCCAGUUUUCACUGGAGGACAAGCUGAGAUCGAGGGACACAACAGCGACAAGUGGAUCAUCUUCUAAACAACUCACGAAAACGGUACGACAACUCUACGGUUUAUGAAUUUGAAAGCGAUGUGUACGCAAAAUUUUAAAAUUAUUUCUUAUCGGCCAAUAAAUAAAUCUGCAAUAACUCAGCAUGAA